GAGUUGGUGCUCCGCACGGCACUGCGGUGUGUGGUUUUUACUUAGCUUGCUGUUUCUACCAUUACAGCAGAGCCUCUUAAAGGAGCCAUAUCCUUUUUCCCCUUCCUUCCUUCCUUCUUUCCUUCCUUCCUUCCUUCCUUCCUUCCUUCCUUCCUUCCUUCCUUCCUUUCUUUUUUCUUUUCCAGUUUUCUCAGGCCCUAUGAGAAACACCCACAUUGGAACACCAAAAAUGUGUGAAGCACUGAAACCCUGUGACAAAGCAUGUAAAGCGUUAACAGUUCUGCAGGAGAGCCUAGCCUGAGACGUGACAGAAGAAGUCACAGUUCCAGGAAAGAUGACUGAACAGCCAGCCAUCACCCACAGAAGGACUCUGUUAACUUCCGUGAUAACUAUACAAGCCUGCUCGAGUUUUUCCGACUUUUGUUAUGUCUGUUCUGUGAAACAGUCAUGUUUAUUCCAGGUAGAUAAUGUCAGAACUGAGUUGAAAUGGUAGGAAUUCCAGACGGUGUUGGAGAAUUGUCUGGUAUGGACACUACCCCCCACAUAUUUGGUGUCAGAAGUGUGUAGCUGUUCAUCUCCUAUACCCCAUCAGACUCUGACCCAGUUCCUGAAAGACUUUGGAGACACAAAUGUUUCAGAAUGUACAUUCUGGAAGCCAAUGGCUGCUUCAACCACUGACAAUUUUGCUGCUGUUUGCUUUUGCAGACAGGCAGACUGCAGAUCUCCCGAAGGCUGUGGUGAAACUUGAGCCCCCAUGGAUCCAGGUGCUCCGCGAAGACAGUGUGACACUGAAAUGCGAAGGGACCCCCAACCUUGGGAACGAUUCGACCCUGUGGCUCCACAAUGGGAGAUCCAUCAGCAGCCAGGCCCAUCCCAGCUACACGUUUAAAGCCACAGCCAAUAACAGUGGAGAAUACCAGUGUCAAACGGGCCAGACCAGCCUCAGCGACCCUGUACAUCUGGGAGUGAUUUCUGACUGGCUGCUGCUCCAGACCCCACAACUGGUAUUCCGGGAAGGGGAAACCAUCAUGCUGAGGUGCCAUAGUUGGAGGAGCAAACCCCUGAACAAGAUCACAUUCUACCAGAAUGGAAAAUCGGUGAAAUUUCAUCAUUACAGUGGCAACUUCUCCAUCUCCAAAGCCAAUCACAGCCACAGUGGUGAUUACAACUGCACAGGAUUUCUAGGAAAGACAAAACACUGGUCGAAGCUUGUGACCAUCACUGUCCAAGGUCCAGCGACUGCACCCAUCGCCUCUCUGCUUUGGUACCACGCCGCUUUCUGCCUAGUGAUGUGCCUCCUGUUUGUAGUGGACACGGGCCUUUAUUUCUGUGUACGGAAAAACCUUCAACCCCCAGUGGAGGCCUGGAGGAAAACUCUGUCAGUCAGAAAGUGUCAGGCUCCUCAGGACAAGUGACAUCUCAUCGUAAGGGUGGCAAAUAGCAGUGGCAGCAGCAUCUUUUCAGCCACCCUGUUGCUUCUCCUGCAGCCUUCCUUUUAAAAAAGCAGCUUAGAGCCAGGCCUGACAUGUGGUCCUGCAAUUACAGUUACACAGGAGGCUGUGGCAGGAUCACCGGUUCAAGGCCUGCCUAGGUGCCAGAGUGAGUGCAAGUCUAGCCUGGAUAACUUAGUGACAUCCUGUUUCAAGAAAAGAAGGCUGGAUAGGGACAGUGUGCAGGUUGUGUUUAGAUGGCUUACCAAGAAAGGGCACCUGUUGCUAAGCCUGCCAACAAGAGCAGAGUUUGAUCCUGGGGACCCACAUGGCGGGAGGACAGAACAAAUUCCUGAAAGUUGUCCUCUGACCUCCACACAUCCACCACGGCAGGUGCACCUUCUCUUUCUACAUGCACACACAAAAUAAAGACAUUAAAAUGU
Molecule: messenger RNA, 1873 nt
Organism: Peromyscus maniculatus bairdii (prairie deer mouse)
Lineage: Eukaryota; Metazoa; Chordata; Mammalia; Rodentia; Cricetidae
Product: low affinity immunoglobulin gamma Fc region receptor III
Biological process (GO): positive regulation of phagocytosis; antibody-dependent cellular cytotoxicity; positive regulation of tumor necrosis factor production
Cellular component (GO): external side of plasma membrane
Molecular function (GO): IgG receptor activity; IgG binding
Source: RefSeq, a predicted model, not a curated record